Molecule: messenger RNA, 4967 nt
Organism: Oryzias latipes (Japanese medaka)
Lineage: Eukaryota; Metazoa; Chordata; Actinopteri; Beloniformes; Adrianichthyidae
Gene: camk2g2
Product: calcium/calmodulin-dependent protein kinase (CaM kinase) II gamma 2
Biological process (GO): protein phosphorylation
Molecular function (GO): ATP binding; calmodulin binding; calcium/calmodulin-dependent protein kinase activity
Source: RefSeq, a predicted model, not a curated record
UCAGUGCUCCCUCCCCUCCAAUUCCCUGCUCCUGUCUGAGCGCGAGCCUGUCUUUCCCCUCUGAACCUUCACGAGUUCUCCCGACACCCGCGCGCCCCCUUCUCCAGUCAACAUGGCUACAGUUGUAACCUCGACACGAUUCACGGACGAGUAUCAGCUGUACGAGGAGCUCGGAAAGGGUGCCUUCUCUGUGGUUCGACGGUGUGUCAAGAAGUCCACCAGCCAGGAGUAUGCUGCAAAAAUUAUCAACACAAAGAAGCUAUCAGCUAGAGAUCAUCAGAAACUGGAGCGGGAAGCCAGAAUUUGUCGUCUGCUAAAACAUCCAAACAUCGUACGACUUCAUGACAGCAUUUCAGAGGAGGGCUUCCAUUACCUCGUCUUUGACCUUGUGACUGGAGGGGAGCUGUUUGAAGACAUUGUUGCUAGAGAGUACUACAGUGAGGCAGAUGCCAGCCACUGCAUCAGUCAGAUCCUGGAGAGCAUCAGUCACAUCCACCAGCAUGAUAUUGUACACAGAGACCUCAAGCCUGAGAACCUCCUACUGGCCAGUAAGAUGAAGGGAGCAGCAGUGAAGCUAGCAGAUUUUGGUCUAGCUAUCGAAGUGCAAGGCGACCAACAGGCGUGGUUUGGUUUUGCUGGAACUCCGGGAUAUUUGUCCCCAGAGGUGCUGAGGAAGGACCCAUAUGGAAAGCCAGUAGAUAUAUGGGCGUGUGGUGUCAUCCUGUAUAUCUUGUUGGUGGGUUACCCCCCAUUCUGGGAUGAGGACCAACACAAACUGUACCAACAAAUCAAAGCUGGUGCAUAUGAUUUUCCUUCUCCUGAGUGGGACACGGUGACCCCUGAAGCCAAGAACCUAAUUAAUCAGAUGUUAACUAUCAACCCUGCCAAAAGAAUCACUGCUGACCAGGCCCUCAAGCACCCAUGGGUCUGCCAACGAUCCACUGUGGCUUCCAUGAUGCACCGUCAGGAAACCGUGGAGUGUCUGCGCAAAUUCAACGCCAGGCGGAAACUUAAGGGAGCUAUUCUCACAACAAUGCUGGUGUCCAGAAACUUUUCAGUGGGACGGCAGCAUACCAGCCCUGCCGCUACCACCAGCACUGCCGCAAUGGCACAGGAAGCAUGCAAAACCUUACUAAACAAAAAGUCGGACGGUGUGAAGAAAAGGAAGUCCAGCUCGAGUGUUUGUUUGAUGCCAGACAACAGUAAAAACAGUGUAGUAAGCAGCAGCACCAAAGACAGCAGCAUAUCAUCGUCUGCACUAAUGGAAGCCCAGACCACGAUUGUACACAACCCAGCUGAUGGCACCAAGGGCUCCACAGAGAGCUGCAAUAAUGCAGAAGAGGAGGAGAUGAAAGGUAGGAAAGCGCGUAAACAAGAGAUAAUAAAAAUGACGGAGCAGCUGAUAGAAGCCAUCAACAAUGGGGAUUUUGAGGCCUACACGAGAAUCUGUGACCCCGGACUGACUUCCUUUGAGCCGGAAGCCCUUGGAAACCUGGUGGAGGGAAUGGACUUUCACAAGUUCUAUUUUGAUAAUCUUCUCAGUAAAAACAGCAAACCUGUGCACACCACCAUCCUCAACCCUCACGUCCACCUCAUCGGCGAGGAUGCCGCCUGCAUCGCCUACAUCCGCCUGACACAGUUCAUCGACGGUCAGGGUCGGCCGCGCUCCUGCCAGUCAGAGGAGACGCGUGUGUGGCAUCGCCGUGACGCCAAAUGGCUGAAUGUGCACUUCCACUGUUCAGGAUCACCGGCUGCACCCCUGCAGUGAAACAACCACCGAGGCCCAGGUCUGCCUAAACUGCUGGGAGUGUUUCUUCUCCUCGGUCAGAGUCCAGUCUGAAUUUAGCUCGGGAGAAAGCCGUUUGGAAAACACUUAACGUUGGGGAAACCAUAAAGCAAUUUUCAAAAGUUAGAAUACAAAAGAAAAAAAGCAUUCUAAAAGAAUAAAAAUGACCAAUCAAGACAAAUCCAGUCCAUCCUCAGCUCACAGGGGCUUUGCUGACAUCAGCCCCUCUUAUGGAUGGUGCAUGCUUUAGACGGCGACACAGGGGGUGAUGCUGCCAGCUCCUCUUCUCCCAUGGCAUUUGUUUGCCCGUCUUUGUUUUGUCUGUCGUGUGGAAAAGUAUUAUUGUGUUGAAAAUAUAUAUAACAUUUGAAAAAACAAAUAGACUUGACACACAGUGAGUAUGACAGACCGGCAGCUGCAUCUGGAAUUGUGUUGUUUGUCUGGACAGCUGCAGUUGUUUAGUUCAUUUUUCAGUUGAGUGGCACAUAUUAAUGUAAGGGUGGGGUUUAUUGGGGAUGGAGAACUAAAAUCAGCUUAAUAUUAGACUUUAGAGUCAGGUAAGAACAUCUAAAAAACCUAUUUCAAAGGGAUUUAAGCAUUGUGGUCUGUUACUGAAGCCACCUUUGCUUUUACCGCCAUUUUGUAUUUGUCAUUAAAUGCUUUGUUUUAUCUCCUAAAUGAUAGGAUAAUAUUUUAACGUAUUUUGGGUUUUGAUUCAAAAGGGGAAUUUAUUUAAAACUCUAUAAAAUCUAUAUAUUUAUGUGGGGGUAAAAGGGUGAGAGUGGCAUGAGCGGGUUUUUGUUUUCUUCCAGACCCUUUCUGUGAGGUCUACAGGUGUAAAUAUCAUAAAUUAAAAUAAUUGCACACGUACUGCAUGCACACAAACACACACAUUAGCCUGUGCUCUACUUUUGAUGGUGGAGACUGGAGCUUCAGACACAAAGUCCAGGCCAGCUCGCCCUGAAGUUGCAGAAGGCUUCAACCUGCCUGGCCUGCAGUGUUUCCAACUAAACACUAGGUGGCAGCAGUCAGUCUAAAGCUCCACACAUUCUCACCACCUUCUUCCAUGUUCCUGUGUGUGCUGCAGGUGAUGCAUGAUGUACUUGAUCUAACGGCCUGUACUGUUUCUGCACAGACACUUGAGACUUGAUGCUGUUGUUUGCUCUUCUGGGAGGGAAUCUUUCUGCAACUUCAGGUUCUGCUUGCCACCCCCAGCCCUACCUCUAUCCCUCUACUUCCAUCAUUCCUGUUGUCAUCGCCUUGCUUUUGUGACGUUUGAAAACCAGUCCCAAUUUGGUGUGUGACGAUGAUGAUGUCACCCUUCAUCUCUGGUGUCUAUACGGUGUUCAUGAAUUUUUUAUGUGGUCCGUCUAAGCUUGCUGUACUUCUGUGUGGAGCCUUGGCGUUAUAAAAGCGUGUUAAAAAUGAAUGCAGCUGAUGGGAAUGGAUGAAAAAAAAAAAAAAAAAAAAAGCACGAUGGGAAGAGGGCUACGAGACCUUUUGCGGAUGGCAAUCAAUGCCUUUGGUCCUCCUUUUUAUUCACUUUCUGUUGUAAAUGUUGUAGCUAAAUGUUUAAUGUUGAUCAGAAAAAGGAACUGGUGAGAGACUGAGAUGACGUUCACAGGAGCACCACAGCCAGACCUCCUGACACAAACACGGAAGCACACGGGAUCAAAGAGGGGAGGAGGACAUGCAUAUCUGUUGGUGGUGGAACUCUGCAGCACUGUUGUUUCUCUGUCGUAUAGCGUCGUGUGCGUGUGUGACCUCGUUCCAACAGAGGGGUGACGCCCUUCUGUUCAAGACUACUUAGGCUGUUGCUGGUGUUUCAUCCGACGCUUUGGACCCUCACGUCAUCUGUCCAUCCUAUGAUCAGCCUGUGCUCCUAAGUGAAGUGACUCAUCUGACAUGCCAUGAAAACUGUGCCCCCCUCUCCAACUUUGUACCACAAUGACCCAAAACUUAUCGUGUAUCCCAGCACACAAACUGGUUGUUCUUGCUACCAUGCUAAUAAAAUGUAUUUCCACACAUCCUGUUGACAUGGAAACUGAAAACAAAGCUGCAGCAGAGCAGGUGGAUUCUGGAUAGAAAUUCCAUCCUUAUACUUUUUCUAUAAUAGAUCAUGUUCUAUAAAUUAUAAUUUCACAAGUGCUGCUUCCCUUACAUGAUUUUAGCAUUAAUUACAAGUGACAACAAAAAUUGGAUUUUUAUGUACCAUUAAAUUAUAUUUACCAUUAGCCAAAGAAGCCAACAGCCAAAAAGAAUGAUUGGAUACGUUAAUUUGGCCAAAAACCACGGCUGUGCCCUUAAAGUUAAAAUAUUUAACUGUCCACUCCCCUGCAAAGAAGACUUAAUUACUAAAUUGAUAAUUGUAAAAAAAUAUAUAAGUAGAUCAAACUUCACACUUUAAGGAUGUGAAAAAACAAAGGUUUUGAAAGAAUCAUGCUUGAACUUUAGCAUUUGUUAGUCUUAUUUAUUGUGCGAGGUGAUGUUUUUAGGGCGCUUUUAUUGGACGUACAAAGGUGUCUUGAUUUGUGUCGUCAGCCAACACAAAGCCUUUGUGUGGAGGUUUCUUUGUAGUACAACUAUCUGAGCAGAUUUCUAAAAGGCAACCAUUUGUCGAAAUAUUUGGCACUUUUUUGGUUAGAAAAAGUUCAGACUUCACAGCACAGUUAAGAAAUCUAACAAAAAAAAUCCCCUCGAUUUGAUUCUUUCAAUAUUUCUAAACGAAAGGAACCAACAACAGGAAAAACAUGCCUGUGGCUUCAAACUGUAGCAAGAGUUCAAAUAUGUCAGCAAAUAUCAGCUUAGAUUAGGUCAAAAAUGUGAACUGAAAUUUGGGGGAAGAGAUGUUUAAAAAAAAAAAACACAUUUGUACAGUUAUUAUAUAUGCAGCUUUACAUGUGGAUGAAAUAUGCAUGUCUAUACUUUCUGGUGUUUUUUCACUGUUUACUUGAUAAAUGAACAUUUACGUUGUUUGCAUCCUCUGGGUUAAAGAACUGCCUCAGAUGUUUUAAGUUUAAACACAUGGAAGAUGAGCAAAAGCCUUAGCUUGUACACACCCUUUUAAAAAGGUCAAUUUAAUGCAUUGUACCCUGACAAUAAGAGGGGGCUCUAUGUCCGAACUCAGUUUGGAUGCUGGAUUUUUGCAUGACCAUAAAGUUAAUAAAAGUCCUACAUUAAA